AUGUAAUUGGAGAGAGAAAGAGAGAGGGAGAAAAGCUGCCUUGCCCCUUCUCUUGCUGCUUCUAGGCCAUCAAGUAGCUGUACUAGCAGAACGCACGGCUGCUAACAAACCAAUUUCUAUUCUCUUGAAAUUCUAACCCUUUAUAACCAUCAACUGAUCUUUCUCUCUUUCGGGGUUUAGCUUGUUUCGGAAGAGCUAUGAGAAGAUCCCAUUUCUGUUUUGUUUCUGUAUUAUCACUUUUGGUUGCUUACACUUUUCAAUUUCAAGUUCAGGCUGCUCCUGCAGGGCUAUUAUUUAAGCAAUUAUCUUCUGUUCUUAAAUGGACUGCUAGAUCAUCCUCCAAAACACCUCAAUCAGAUGGGAAUGUUCUCCAAUUUGAAGAUGGGUACAUAGUGGAGACUGUUCUGGAAGGAAAUGAAAUUGGAGUUGUUCCUUAUAAAAUACGUGUCUCUGACGAUGGUGAACUAUAUGCUGUUGAUGAAGUUAAUAGCAACAUUGUUAAAAUUACUCCACCGUUGUCCCAAUACAGUAGGGCAAGAUUGGUGGCUGGUUCAUUUCAGGGUUAUACAGGGCAUGUGGAUGGAAAACCAAAUGAAGCUCGUUUUAAUCAUCCCAGAGGUGUAACCAUGGAUGAUAAAGGGAAUGUGUAUGUCGCUGAUACCUUGAACCUUGCCAUCAGAAAGAUUGGAGACUCUGGCGUCACAACCAUUGCUGGUGGGAAAUCAAAUAUUGCUGGAUACAGGGAUGGACCUAGUGAGGAUGCGAAGUUUUCAACUGAUUUUGAUGUGGUAUAUGUCCACUCCACAUGCUCUCUGUUAGUUGUUGAUAGAGGAAAUGCUGCUCUUCGACAAAUCUCUCUCAACCAAGAAGAUUGUGAUUACCAGUCCAGUUCAAUUACUGCUACAGAUCUCCUUAUGGUUGUUGGUGUUGUCUUGGCUGGAUAUAUUACGUGUAUGCUUCAGCAAGGAUUUGGGUCUUCUUUCUUCUCAAGAACGCAACAAUAUCCAGAGAAUGAAUUUAAAGAGUAUCCAAGUAUGGAGAAACCAAGUCCUAUCACCGAGACCAUGAAAGAGGAUCCUAAAUGGCCUUCUUUUGGACAGCUCAUUAUUGAUCUUUCUAAGCUCGCACUCGAGGCAUUGGCUAACAUGUUCCUCUACUUAAUCCCUUCAUGGUUCAAGUCAAGCGGAUCCGCCAAAGGCCUCACACCAUUGAAAGAUUCCCUAAGGAUGCCUGAGGAUGAAGUUGAACCCCCAACAGUCCAGAGGCAUAGUAUUCCUGUUUCUUUGUCUGAAACCCGGCAGGUCCAUACUCCCAAUACUAUUGACAAAUAUUCAGAAAUGAAGCCCCCCAAGAUUAAGUCAGCCAGUUUCAAGGAUCCUUCUUUAUCAAGCAAGCACCGGUCCUUGAAACGACAAGAAUAUGCAGAAUUCUAUGGAUCAGGUGAGAUUCCUCCUCCUGGCAGGUCCAAGAGUCACAAAGAGAAAACGAGGCAUCGACAACGUGAUAAGAGCGGAGAGGUGGUUUCUGGAGCAGUUGGGGCAGAGCCAAAACCUGCUGAGAUGAAGCCUAUGAAUUAUGAUACUCCAAAAUUUGACCAUUACAAUAUGAGAAGCAAGUAUGGAUCUGACAAUUCCUACCAAUUUUGAUAACCCUUAUUUGUGACCAUGUCUUUUUCUUUUUUGUAUAAUUAUGUCUCAUUUUCAGUUGACAUUUAAUUCGAAUCAAAACUGAAAGCAAGGAUUAAUCUGUUGGAUA
This is a messenger RNA of Manihot esculenta (cassava), 1755 nucleotides long. RefSeq lists its product as uncharacterized. Lineage: Eukaryota; Viridiplantae; Streptophyta; Magnoliopsida; Malpighiales; Euphorbiaceae. The transcript is spliced from 7 exons. The record is from RefSeq and is a predicted model, not a curated record. Gene Ontology annotation, molecular function: protein binding. The coding region runs from base 198 to 1646 and encodes 482 amino acids.